GACGGAGAGAGAGGGAGUGAGAGAGAGAGAGAAAGAGAGAGAAAUAGAGCACAGAGAAAAGUGUUUGUAAAAGGGAAGCAUUUUUGGUGGAUUGGGUCAAACCAGCCAUGGAAACUACACCAGAGGAGAACCAAGACCAGAACCAAGACACAAAAGGUUGCUUUGAAUGCUGCAUCAAGUGUUUGGGCGGGGUCCCCUAUGCCUCGCUGGUGGCCACCAUCCUCUGCUUCUCGGGCGUGGCACUCUUCUGCGGGUGUGGCCACGUGGCUCUGACAGGCACGGUCACCAUCCUGGAAAACCACUUCUCCAAGAUCACCAGUGACCACGCCGUACUAACUGAUGUAAUACAGCUGAUGCAGUAUAUUAUCUAUGGGAUCGCCUCCUUCUUCUUCCUGUACGGCAUCAUUCUGCUGGCUGAGGGCUUCUACACCACCAGCGCCGUCAAAGAGCUGCACAGCGAGUUCAAGACCACCAUCUGCGGACGCUGCAUCAGUGGAAUGUUUGUGUUCCUGACCUACAUCCUGGGAGUGGCCUGGCUGGGCGUGUUUGGUUUCUCUGCCGUUCCUGUCUUCCUCUUCUACAACAUGUGGUCCACCUGUGCCGCCCUGAGGUCGCCUGUGGCCAACAUCACCUCUCUGGACUCCAUCUGCGUGGACGUCCGUCAGUAUGGUAUUAUCCCUUGGAAUGCAGUACCCGGGAAAGCCUGUGGAUCCACACUGGGUGAUAUCUGUAACACUAGCGAGUUCUACCUGUCUUACCAUCUGUACAUCGUGGCAUGCGCCGGCGCAGGUGCUACUGUCAUUGCACUGCUGAUCUACAUGAUGGCUACCACUUAUAACUAUGCCGUUUUGAAGUUUAAGAGUCGGGAAGACUGCUGCACUAAGUUUUAACUUGCAUUAAGAGCACACACUGCAGUCUAUGGAGCUGAGUAGAGAGCAGCCACUGACAACAUAAACUAAAAACACAAAAUAGAAAAGAAAGAAAGAAAGAAAAAAAAUUCCCUUUGUCUUAAUUUGUAAAUAGCUGAUUGCAUGUAUCCAGGGACAUGCUCAGUUGCAGGUAAUCAUCAAGGUAUGGUACCUGGGUUGGGUUUCAUUUCUGUAUAGUCUGUAAAGUAUGGCCUACACGUUUGUUCUUAUUAAGUGAUGAAAGCCUUUCCCUGUCCCGUAAGUCUAUUUACAUUUCACCAGAACUAAGCAAUUGUGAUUCACCUGUAGGCAUAACAAUGGUCACCAAGUGUCAUUUUACGCAGUCUUAGUUUAGUUUUUUUUUUUCCAGUGCUACAUUUUGUUAAAUUUGCAAGACAGACAUUCACUGGUGUAGUAGAUUGUCAGCACUACAUGUGUCUCUCAAGCCACGUUCCAUACCUUCUAUGACUGGGCACUGCUUGUCAUCUGAGUGAUGACUUAGACAGGAAGAGUUGUAUUGUAGCACUUAGAGGUAAUUGUACAGCAAGGCAACAAGCAUUCAUGAAGGAUUGGUCCACAGCCGGAAGUGUAUUUGUGCUUGAUGUCUGUAGCUUUUUGACUCCAUAUACAGUAUAUUUUUAAAGAAUUAUUCCUGUUUUAGAAUGUAAUUUUUUAAAAUGAGAUGUACCUUUAUAGUUUCAGCUGACAGUAGGAUGAUUUUUUAUUAUUAUUGAUACAGAAGUUGCCAUAAAAAUGCUUUAAU
Messenger RNA from Megalops cyprinoides (Indo-Pacific tarpon), 1671 nucleotides. It is a transcript of the gene gpm6bb, whose product is annotated as glycoprotein M6Bb. Gene Ontology annotation, molecular function: structural constituent of myelin sheath. Gene Ontology annotation, biological process: axon development; central nervous system myelination. Gene Ontology annotation, cellular component: plasma membrane; myelin sheath. NCBI's taxonomy places the organism in Eukaryota, Metazoa, Chordata, Actinopteri, Elopiformes, Megalopidae. The record is from RefSeq and is a predicted model, not a curated record. The transcript has 7 exons. The coding region runs from base 108 to 890 and encodes 260 amino acids.